AUGCGGUAUGAAGCUGUUGCUGUGCCGGGCGAAUUACAUGGAUUUUGGACUGAAUACAAAAAUUUUGGUGGAAAUUUAGAAUGGAAAACACUUGUUGAACCAUCAAUUCAAUUAUUGGAAGAAGGUUCUCCAACUUCUCAUGUUCUUGCUAGACAAUUACAAAAUCAUAAACAACAAAUUCUUUCAAAUAAAUUAUUAGCUUCUAUAUUUACAAAUCCAAAAACUGGGCAUUUAUUUGCUGCUGGAGAACAAAUUAAUACAAGAAAUAAAUUGGCAGAUACUUUGAGGAUAUUAGCUAAUUGCUCCAAUCCUUUAGAAAUUUUUUAUAAAGGAGAAAUAGCAAGGAGUAUUUCAGAGGAAUUUGAAAAAAAUAAUGGAAGAUUAACAUUUGAGGAUUUUAACAAUUACAAAUCAAUUAUUCGAUCAGAUAAAGAUAUUAUUUAUACUAAACUUCCUAAUGGAAGAACAAUUUGUGGACCACCUCCACCAUCUGGAUCAGCAGUAACUCAAGGAAUUAUAAAUAUUUUAUCCAAAAUGGAAUUUAAUUUAACUACAAUAUCCGGCUCUGUCGAUUAUUUCCAUUCAUUUAUCGAAGCUUCUAAAUUUGCAUAUUCAAUUCGAGAUUCGUUAGGUGAUAUUGACUUUGUACCCAAUUCUCUUAAUUUAUCACAUUUAUUAACUAGCCAAGAAUGGGCUGAGAAUGUUCGGUCAGAAAAAUAUUUUUUUUUCUUUUUUUUUUCAAAUUUUCUUUAA
Meloidogyne enterolobii is the source of this 753-nucleotide messenger RNA. The record is from the annotation of a GenBank genome assembly. Lineage: Eukaryota; Metazoa; Nematoda; Chromadorea; Rhabditida; Meloidogynidae.